AUGCAUGAGAUUGUGGAGUAUGUUCAUACAGAUACUUGUACCAGUCUCAAUGGGAAGAAGCGGAAGGCCUGUGAUGAGAACAAGGCAAAGCAGUGGGAUGCUCAAAAGGAGCUGGCUGAAAAAGUGGUGGGUCUCUCAGCUGCUGCAAUGCACUACAAUUUACCUAAUCUUGUCAAGAAAAUCAAGCAAACCCUCUUGAACUUGAUGCAAAACACCCCAUCUUUGUUUUUGAUGGUCUUGGCCACUUGCCACAAGGAAGGACCCUCUGUUCCAUCAGCAUUGCUUGAGAUUGCUUGGUCAUUUGUUCGGACUAACAAAACAACCCUUACGGAUUCAAAGGCAAUUGCAUGUGUGGAUGCAACUCUAGUGGAGGAGAUCCUGAAAGAUGAAAAAUUGGAAAUGGAUGAGUACACUCUAUUUGUUUUCCUGACACAAUGGGUUGACAGUAAUCCAAACGAGCGUCAAGCCAUUGCCAAAAACCUGGGAAGCAAUCUUGGGCUCGAAAAGAUAAAUCCCGCCUAUCUUUCAACUUCAGUUGUGUCGUCUGGAUUGUUCAUGCCUGACCAAAUCAAUGAAGCCUCCAAAAUCAAGCUCUGCAUGCUGAACAAACCCACAAAGUCACAUUUCAACAUGACCGAUUCUUCCUUGGAUGGAAAAAAUCUCUCACUGCAGAGACUGGUGAUGAUGGAGGGAAUCCAUGAAUGGACUGUGAAACUAUUGGACGACAAUGACGGUGGUGGGGCAAGUGCUGUUAUUGGCAUCGUCUGCGACGAAACAUUUGUGGACAAUGGAUCUCUGCUGUAUACACAAAAGGGUGGGUGGGGAUACGAUGACUUUGGUAAUGCAUACAGUGAGGGCAAACCAGUUAAUCCUAACAGAUUGAGUACUAUCGGUCUGGGCACAGACGUCAAGCUGACACUCAACUUGAGUCCCCGUAAUGGGCAACCUUGA
Molecule: messenger RNA, 951 nt
Organism: Seminavis robusta
Lineage: Eukaryota; Bacillariophyta; Bacillariophyceae; Naviculales; Naviculaceae
Source: the annotation of a GenBank genome assembly